CGCUCCUCGCUCUGAGAUCAAGCCUCUCUUCCCCUCUCCGAGCCUUCACUUCAGUCAACAUGGCCACACUUGUAACCUCCACCAGGUUCACAGACGAGUAUCAGCUGUACGAGGAACUCGGAAAGGGGGCCUUCUCCGUCGUCCGCCGCUGCGUCAAGAAGUCCACGGGACAGGAGUAUGCUGCUAAAAUCAUCAACACCAAAAAGCUCUCCGCCAGAGAUCAUCAGAAACUGGAGCGAGAGGCCAGGAUCUGUCGAAUGCUCAAACAUCCAAACAUAGUACGACUCCAUGAGAGCAUUGCAGAGGAAGGCUUCCAUUACCUCGUCUUUGACCUCGUAACCGGAGGGGAGCUGUUUGAGGACAUCGUUGCGAGAGAGUACUACAGCGAGGCGGACGCCAGCCACUGCAUCAAUCAGAUCCUGGAGAGCAUCAGUCACAUCCACCAGCACGAUAUCGUCCACAGAGACCUCAAGCCAGAAAACCUUCUCCUCGCCAGUAAGAUGAAGGGAGCAGCUGUGAAGCUCGCGGAUUUCGGACUUGCCAUCGAGGUGCAGGGGGACCAGCAGGCGUGGUUCGGUUUCGCUGGAACUCCAGGAUAUUUGUCGCCCGAGGUGUUGAGAAAGGACCCGUACGGCAAGCCGGUGGACAUCUGGGCAUGUGGUGUGAUCCUCUACAUCUUGCUAGUGGGAUACCCUCCAUUUUGGGAUGAGGACCAACACAAAUUGUAUCAACAGAUCAAAGCUGGCGCCUAUGAUUUUCCGUCCCCAGAGUGGGACACGGUGACCCCCGAGGCCAAGAAUCUGAUCAAUCAGAUGUUGACCAUUAACCCUGCCAAAAGAAUCACUGCUGAACAGGCGCUCAAGCAUCCCUGGGUCUGCCAACGCUCCACUGUUGCCUCCAUGAUGCAUCGUCAAGAAACUGUUGAAUGUCUGCGCAAGUUCAACGCCAGGAGAAAACUGAAGGGAGCUAUUCUCACAACAAUGCUGGUAUCCAGGAACUUUUCAGUGGGACGGCAGCACACCAGCCCUGCUGCCACCACCAGCACGGCAGCAAUGGCUCAGGAAGCGUGCAAAACCUUACUAAACAAAAAGUCGGACGGCGUGAAGUCACAGGGGAACAGUAAAAACAGUGUAGUAAGCAGCAGCAGCACCAAAGACAGCAGCAUGUCAUCCUCCGUGCCAAUGGAAGCCCAGACAACUGUUGUACACAACCCAGCAGACGGCACCAAGGGCUCCACAGAGAGCUGUAAUAACGCCGAAGAGGAGGAGAUGAAAGGUAGGAAAGCUCGGAAACAAGAGAUAAUAAAGAUGACAGAGCAGCUAAUCGAAGCCAUCAACAAUGGGGAUUUUGACGCUUACACGAGAAUCUGUGAUCCUGGACUGACUUCUUUUGAGCCAGAAGCUCUUGGAAACCUGGUGGAGGGCAUGGACUUUCACAAAUUCUACUUUGAGAAUCUUCUGAGUAAAAACAGCAAACCGGUCCACACCACCAUCCUCAACCCCCACGUGCAUCUGAUCGGCGAGGACGCCGCCUGCAUCGCCUACAUCCGCCUGACGCAGUACAUGGACAGCCAGGGGCGGCCUCGAUCCUGCCAAUCGGAAGAGACCCGCGUGUGGCAUCGGCGCGACGCCAAGUGGCUCAACGUUCACUUCCACUGUUCAGGAGCACCGGCUGCACCGCUGCAGUGAACGGACAACCCAGGCCCAGGUUUGCCUGAACUCAAAAGCUACUUUUCUCUCCGAGGUCGGAGUGGAGCCUGGAUCCUGGCUGGGACGAGGCUCCACGGGAUUCUCAAAAGUGGGGAAAAUAUUACAAUCUUUGAAAAGGAAAAAAAAGCAGCAACAACAACAACAAAAAAACACACAUUAAAAAAAAAGUUUCAAAAGCUUGAAUGACCAACACCAAUCCAGUCCAUCCCCUUGCUAGAUGAUGAUGACGAUGAGGGGCUCAGCUGUUGGGGGCCCUGCCUUGCAGACGGUGCAUGCUACUGAUGGUUACACAGGGGUGAUGCUGCCCUGGUCCUUGUUCUCCCACGGCCUUUUUCUCCCCUCCCCCUGUCUCGGAUUUGAGUGUUAGAAAUAUAAAUAUUCAUCACCACUUCGACAGAUUUCCUGGGGCAGCGGGAAUAUUUGGAAUGAUAUGAUCACUUUGGGCCGAAGCAGAGCAGCUAAGUGCUUAAUGCAAGUAUUGUUUGUGUUUGAGUUAACUGGUAUAUGGAUGUGCUGGUAAGGUUCAAUAGGAGCCGGCAGUGUUUUAACUCCUUGUGUUACCGAAGGGACUGUUUAGGUUUGUUUGGGUUUUUUUUUUAAAUAUAUGCUGAGAGCUUUGUGUUACUUCCUAGUUGAGGGUUCAUUAUUUUAAAGCAUUCUGGGUUGACUUUUUUUUUUAAGAAACAUGGGUUUUAUUUAAUAGAACUGUCUAUAAAGAGAUAUUUAUAUUGAGGAAUCUAGGGGAAAUUAUUUGCUUUGUGGAUGUAGGAAGGGAACUUAUGCGGGUGAUUUUUUUUUAUUUCAUUUUAUUUUAAAUUCAAGCUGUAAAUACAAAGAUAUCGUCACACAACAUGCAUGCACACACGCUCACAGUCCUCCCCCCCCUGCUCUUUUAAGGUCAAGCUUUUCAGAUGCGCCGUCCGAGGGCCGGCUCCUCCUGAAGUUGCAGGAGGACUCCCCCCCCAAUCUGUUUGGUUGUCAAUGAUUCAAUCCAAACACAAGGUGGCGGCGUUGGCAAGAAUCUGAACCUUGCCUUAAAAUGUCCAAAUCUGAACGUCAAGUAGGCGUCGUGGACGCUCUCUUGGUUUCAUGUUUGUGUGUUUUUAAAGGUCAAGCAUGAUUUCUCCAACUAGCCAUUGGCCUGUACUGUUUUUCUUUUUGUUUGUUUGCACACUUAAAGACUCGAUGCUGUUGCUCUUCCGAAGGAGUGAGCCUUUCUGCAACUCCAGGUUACGCUUGCCAAAAAAAAAUAAAAAAUCUGACCGCCUCACUCUACCUCUGCCCUCUCUUCUCCCAUCGUUGACCUUCACCAAGCAGUCCAGUUGUCGUAACGCCGCGUGACGGAGACGAACCCGUCUCUUGUUUUUUUUGUUUGUUUUUUUGGUCGUGUUCUAAACUGUGUGUCGUCGGUCUUGGCUCGCUGUACUUCGGUGUGAAGUCCUGCUAAUGUAAAACAGGUUGCAGCAGAGGGAUUUGAUGGGAAGAGGGCUACAACCAGGACCUUCACUGACACUAAUCAGUGGGAUCUGGAACUUUAUUUUUUUUACUCUUAUUUUUUUUUUAAAUCAGUCUCUGUUCUAAAUGUUGUGGUCAUAAAUGUUUCAAUGUUUGCAUUUCAAUGUUUCUAGGUUGAAAAUAAAAGGAGCGGGUGACUUUUUUUAAACGAUUCGGAAAAGUUGUUAUAUGAACUGUUGUCUCCAGUCUGAAUCACAGCAUGACAGAAGCACACGAGAUCAAAGAUUCCCUCUUUCGGGGGAAAUAAAAAAAGGACAACAACGCAC
Molecule: messenger RNA, 3490 nt
Organism: Xiphophorus maculatus (southern platyfish)
Lineage: Eukaryota; Metazoa; Chordata; Actinopteri; Cyprinodontiformes; Poeciliidae
Gene: camk2g2
Product: calcium/calmodulin-dependent protein kinase type II subunit gamma-like
Exons: 21
Coding region: 60-1688 (542 amino acids)
Biological process (GO): protein phosphorylation
Cellular component (GO): neuron projection; cytoplasm
Molecular function (GO): calmodulin binding; calcium/calmodulin-dependent protein kinase activity; ATP binding
Source: RefSeq, a predicted model, not a curated record